GAGAGAGAGAGAGAGGAACGCGCACUCUCUCCGUGGAUAUCGUUGGAUAGGAGACCGCCGCCACCGCUACCACACGCUGUUACUGCUGCUGUUGCCGCUGCUGCCGUUGUUGUUGCUGCUGCUGCUGCUGCUAUUGCUACUGUUCGACGUGAACGACCAGUCGCCAACAUGACGCAGCUACUUCCCAUAAGGUUCCAGGAACAUCUGCAGCUUACUGCAGUAGGAAUCAAUGCCAACAAUGUCAGCUUCAACACAGUCACCAUGGAGUCAGACAAGUUCAUCUGCGUCCGUGAAAAGGUGGGUGAUACGGCACAGGUGGCUAUCAUUGAUAUGAAUGAUACUGCUAACCCUAUCAGAAGGCCCAUCUCAGCUGAUUCAGCAAUCAUGAAUCCAGCCAGUAAAGUCAUUGCUUUAAAAGCCCAGAAAACGCUGCAAAUCUUCAACAUUGAAAUGAAAUCGAAGAUGAAGGCGCAUGCGAUGUCGGAAGACGUGGUGUUCUGGAAGUGGAUAUCUCUGAAUACUCUGGCACUUGUGACGGAGACGUCGGUGUAUCACUGGUCGAUGGCCGGCGACUCGCAGCCUAGCAAAGCUUUUGAGCGCCACGCCUCGCUCUCCGGUUGCCAGAUUAUAAACUACCGUACGGACGCCAAGCAAACGUGGCUCCUCCUCAUCGGCAUAUCGGCUCACAACAACCGCGUCGUCGGUGCAAUGCAGCUCUAUUCGGUCGAUCGCAAAUGUUCCCAGCCGAUCGAAGGUCAUGCCGCCUCCUUUGCCCAAUUCAAAAUGGAGAGCAAUCCCGACCCUAGUAAUCUAUUUUGCUUUGCCGUAAGGACUGUCCAGAGCGCAAUGCUCCAUAUUAUUGAGGUAGGACAGCCGCCUACCAAAAAUCAACCUUUCCCCAAAAAAGCAGUGGACGUAUUUUUUCCGCCCGAGGCAGGUAGCGACUUCCCCGUCGCUAUGCAGGUCAGCUCAAAAUAUGACGUCAUCUACCUGAUUACCAAAUACGGUUACAUUCACAUGUAUGACAUCGAGUCAGCGACGUGUAUCUUUAUGAAUCGCAUAUCUAGCGAAACAAUUUUCGUGACUGCGCCCCACGAGUCCUCGGGUGGCAUAAUCGGUGUUAAUCGCAAGGGUCAGGUUUUAUCGGUAUCCGUAGAUGAGGAGAACAUCAUACCCUACAUAAAUGGGGUACUGCAGAAUCCGGAGCUCGCGCUGCGUAUGGCAGUGCGAAACAAUUUAUCGGGCGCCGAGGAUCUUUUUGUGCGCAAGUUUAACAUGCUAUUUCAGAAUGGGCAGUACGCGGAGGCAGCUAAGGUCGCUGCUAACGCGCCCAAAGGUAUUCUGCGAACUCCUGGCACGAUUCAAAAAUUUCAACAAGUGCCGACUACACAGGGUCAAACGUCACCUCUCCUACAAUAUUUUGGUAUUCUCCUUGAUCAGGGUCAGUUAAACAAGUACGAAUCUCUGGAGCUCUGCAGGCCAGUGCUCGUACAGGGACGUAAGCAGCUACUCGAAAAGUGGCUGAAAGAAGAUAAGCUUGAAUGCAGCGAAGAGCUCGGCGAUCUCGUCAAACAGGUUGAUCCGACUCUCGCACUAAGUGUCUAUUUGCGGGCCAACGUUCCCAAUAAGGUGAUACAGUGCUUUGCCGAGACCGGACAGUUUCAGAAGAUCGUUCUCUAUGCAAAAAAAGUGUCUUAUACGCCAGAUUACAUAUUUUUAUUGCGCAAUGUUAUGCGCAUUAAUCCGGAUCAGGGUGUGCUAUUUGCACAGAUGCUUGUACAAGAUGACGAGCCACUUGCCGACAUCAAUCAAAUCGUCGACAUUUUCAUGGAGCAGAAUAUGGUGCAGCAAUGCACAGCGUUCUUGCUCGACGCAUUAAAGAACAAUAGACCUAGUGAAGGAGCUUUACAAACAAGAUUACUCGAAAUGAACCUCAUGUCAGCGCCUCAGGUCGCUGAUGCCAUCCUGGGCAAUCAAAUGUUCACCCACUAUGACCGAGCCCACGUCGCCCAGCUGUGCGAAAAAGCUGGAUUAUUACAACGCGCUCUUGAGCAUUACACUGAUCUCUAUGACAUUAAGCGAGCGGUUGUUCACACGCAUUUACUAGCGCCCGAUUGGCUCGUCGGUUUCUUUGGGACCCUUUCUGUCGAAGACUCGCUAGAGUGCCUCAAGGCCAUGCUCACGGCCAAUAUGCGUCAGAAUCUCCAGAUUUGUGUACAAAUUGCAACUAAAUAUCAUGAGCAACUGACAACCAAGGCCUUGAUCGAUCUCUUCGAGAGUUUCAAAUCGUACGAAGGCCUCUUCUACUUUCUUGGGUCGAUAGUAAACUUCAGCCAGGACCAAGAGGUGCAUUUUAAGUAUAUCCAAGCGGCCUGCAAGACUGGACAAAUUAAAGAAGUUGAACGCAUAUGCCGAGAAAGCAACUGUUAUAAUCCUGAGCGUGUAAAGAACUUCCUAAAGGAAGCCAAAUUGUCGGAUCAGUUACCGCUCAUAAUUGUCUGUGAUCGCUUCGAUUUCGUUCACGACCUCGUGCUUUAUCUUUACCGCAACAAUCUUCAGAAAUACAUUGAGAUCUAUGUCCAGAAAGUGAACCCUUCGCGACUGCCAGUCGUCAUCGGUGGUCUGCUCGACGUUGAUUGCUCCGAGGACAUUAUCAAAAAUCUGAUCCUCGUAGUGCGUGGCCAAUUCUCGACCGAUGAGCUCGUCGAGGAGGUGGAGAAACGCAAUCGCCUAAAACUCCUAUUGCCUUGGCUAGAAUCGCGCGUGCACGAGGGCUGUGUCGAGCCAGCGACCCACAACGCCCUUGCCAAGAUCUAUAUCGACAGCAACAAUAAUCCCGAACGCUUUCUCAAAGAGAAUCAGUUUUAUGACAGCCGUGUUGUCGGCAAAUACUGUGAAAAGCGUGAUCCUCAUUUGGCAUGCAUCGCUUACGAGCGGGGGCAAUGCGACCGUGAGCUAAUUAGCGUCUGUAAUGAGAACAGUUUGUUUAAAAGUGAAGCUAGAUAUUUGGUACGUAGACGCGAUCCGGACUUAUGGGCCGAGGUGCUACAUGAGAACAACCCAUACAAGAGACCACUCAUCGAUCAAGUUGUACAGACAGCCCUCUCCGAGACACAAGAUCCCGAAGAUAUUUCAGUCACUGUCAAGGCCUUUAUGACAGCUGAUCUACCCAAUGAGCUCAUCGAGCUCUUGGAAAAAAUCGUAUUGGAUAGCAGUGUCUUCAGCGAUCAUCGUAAUCUGCAGAAUCUCCUUAUUCUGACUGCCAUUAAAGCUGAUCGUACUCGAGUUAUGGAAUACAUUAAUCGUUUAGAUAACUACGAUGCACCUGACAUCGCUAACAUUGCCAUUAAUAACGAAUUGUACGAGGAGGCUUUUGCGAUCUUCAAGAAAUUUGAUGUUAAUACCUCGGCUAUUCAGGUACUCAUAGAGCAGGUUAACAAUUUGGACAGAGCUUAUGAAUUUGCAGAGAGAUGCAACGAACCUGCUGUUUGGUCUCAAUUGGCCCGAGCCCAACUGCAGCAGGGGAUGGUGAAGGAGGCGAUCGACAGCUUCAUCAAGGCCGAUGACCCCUCGGCCUACGUGGACGUCGUUGAGACGGCCCAUCGUACUUCCCACUGGGAGGAUCUCGUUCGCUACCUGCAAAUGGCCCGAAAGAAAGCUCGCGAAUCCUUCAUUGAAUCCGAGCUCAUAUAUGCGUACGCGUGUACGAAUCGACUAGCCGACCUCGAGGAGUUCAUCUCUGGACCAAAUCAUGCGGACAUUCAGAAAAUCGGUGAUCGUUGUUUCGACGACAAGAUGUACGAAGCCGCGAAGCUUCUCUACAACAAUGUGUCGAACUUUGCGCGACUUGCCAUCACCCUCGUUCACCUCAAGGAGUUUCAGGGCGCGGUGGACAGUGCGCGAAAGGCCAAUUCGACGCGCACCUGGAAAGAAGUUUGCUUUGCAUGUGUCGAUAGCGGUGAAUUUAGACUCGCCCAGAUGUGUGGAUUGCACAUCGUCGUGCACGCCGAUGAACUCGAGGACCUUAUCAACUACUACCAGGACAGAGGUCACUUCGAGGAGCUAAUUAAUCUUUUAGAAGCAGCCCUAGGACUUGAGAGGGCACACAUGGGAAUGUUCACCGAGUUAGCUAUAUUGUACAGCAAAUACAAACCCCAGAGGAUGAGGGAACAUCUUGAACUCUUUUGGUCACGUGUCAAUAUUCCAAAGGUGCUACGUGCAGCUGAAUCGGCUCAUCUGUGGGCUGAGCUUGUCUUCCUGUACGACAAAUAUGAGGAGUACGAUAACGCGGUUCUCGCGAUGAUGCAACAUCCGACGGAAGCAUGGCGCGAGGGCCAUUUCAAGGACGUCAUCACCAAGGUAGCAAACGUCGAGCUUUACUACAAGGCCAUUCAGUUUUACGUGGAGUACAAGCCCCUAUUGCUGAACGACAUAUUGCUGGUGUUGGCGCCGCGCAUGGACCACACGAGGUCCGUUGCCUAUUUCACCCGCACGAAUUAUCUGCAGCUGGUCAAGCCAUACUUGAGGUCAGUGCAGGCGCUCAACAACAAGGCCAUCAACGAGGCUCUCAACGGACUACUUAUCGACGAGGAGGACUACCAGGGCUUACGAACCUCGAUCGACGCUUUUGACAACUUCGAUAACAUUGCGCUGGCGCAACAGUUAGAGAAGCACGAGCUCAUUGAAUUCAGGAGAAUCGCCGCCUAUCUCUACAAAGGCAACAAUAGGUGGAAACAAUCGGUUGAACUUUGUAAAAAGGACAGGCUCUUUAGAGAUGCGAUGGAAUAUGCAGCUGAAUCCCGUAAUCAUGAAGUAGCCGAAGAAUUAUUAGAAUGGUUUCUUAAAAGAGGGUCCAAGGACUGUUUUGCCGCAUGUUUGUUUCAUUGCUAUGAUUUACUUCAUCCCGAUGUUAUUUUGGAACUUGCGUGGAGACAUCAAAUUAUGCACUUUGCAAUGCCUUAUCUUAUUCAAGUAUCUCGCGAAUAUAUAGCCAAGGUUGAUAAAUUAGAAGAAGCAGAAAGUCGACGUAUCGAGGAGACCGACCAUCAGGAGCAUAAAUCCAUGAUUAUGCCCGAGCCACAACUGAUGUUGACUGCCGGACCCGGCAUGAUGGCACCAGGAUACGCGCCCCAAGCCGUGUACGGGGCGCCCGCCCAAAGCGUCUACGUGCCACCGGCGGCGGCCGCAGCUUAUCAGACCUACGGCAUGUGAGACACCACACCGCCUCUCUACAGCGCCAUGUAAGAGCAGUCGAAUCCGCAGUAGCACCGUUUACCACGAGACCACCAUGACUUUUCUAUUCAAACAGUCGUGGAGAAAACAGAAUUCAUAAAAUAGGAAAAGCGGGGAGAGGGAUAUAAAGAUUAUGAUAAAGGUUAACAAAAGAGAUAUGUACUGCGCCGUUGUAGCUCAUGUAGGACAUAAUAUUUAGCGCUGAAUAAUGUAUGCAGAGAAGAAAGAUGUUAUGACGGUCAUUUGUUGACGGAUGUCUUUACGCUUAGAUUCUUCUUAUUGUUAAUAUGACGGUAGAAAAUAAUAACUGAAACGAGAUAUGGUUAAGAAUGGAUUAAAAGAGAGAAUAAUGGCAACUCGAUUCAUUGUACCAAAUAAUGAUUAUAUUGCAAAUUUGUAGAUAAAAAUGAAAACGGUUGAAAAAAAAAACAACUCUUGACGACGCUUAACAAUUGUGCAAUGGACAGUUAAGCCGAGAGAGUGAGAAGUAAUAUCUGUAAGUAAUGUUCUAAUGCGUUAUAAUAUUCUGUCAAAUUGAUUCGUGAAAUUUAUUAAGAUAAAUUUUUUCGGUAUUAUUGCCCACUAAGGAUGUGCAAAAGUG
Ceratosolen solmsi marchali is the source of this 5833-nucleotide messenger RNA. It is a transcript of the gene Chc, whose product is annotated as clathrin heavy chain. Gene Ontology annotation, molecular function: clathrin light chain binding; structural molecule activity. The record is from RefSeq and is a predicted model, not a curated record. NCBI's taxonomy places the organism in Eukaryota, Metazoa, Arthropoda, Insecta, Hymenoptera, Agaonidae. The coding region runs from base 169 to 5211 and encodes 1680 amino acids. Gene Ontology annotation, biological process: intracellular protein transport; receptor-mediated endocytosis. Gene Ontology annotation, cellular component: clathrin coat of trans-Golgi network vesicle; clathrin complex; cell cortex. The transcript has 11 exons.